Ricinus communis (castor bean) is the source of this 836-nucleotide messenger RNA. RefSeq names its product N-terminal acetyltransferase B complex catalytic subunit NAA20. The record is from RefSeq and is a predicted model, not a curated record. NCBI's taxonomy places the organism in Eukaryota, Viridiplantae, Streptophyta, Magnoliopsida, Malpighiales, Euphorbiaceae. Gene Ontology annotation, molecular function: protein-N-terminal amino-acid acetyltransferase activity. The coding region runs from base 106 to 630 and encodes 174 amino acids. Gene Ontology annotation, biological process: N-terminal peptidyl-methionine acetylation. Gene Ontology annotation, cellular component: NatB complex. The transcript is spliced from 6 exons.
CGCCCUUUACCUUUUAUUUGGCAUCCGUUGGACUGUUACUUCUCUGCACCUAGACAAGGAAGAGAGAUCGAGCGAGGAGCAAAAGAAUAGACGAUACUGAAAAAGAUGACGACAAUACGCCGAUUCUGCUGCAACGAUCUUCUACGCUUCUCAUCUGUGAAUUUUGACCAUCUAACCGAAACUUUCAAUAUGUCAUUCUAUAUGACCUAUUUGGCAAGAUGGCCCGACUAUUUCCAUGUGGCUGAAGCCCCUGGUAACAAAAUCAUGGGCUACAUUAUGGGUAAAGUAGAAGGACAAGGCGAGUCUUGGCAUGGACAUGUAACCGCAGUUACUGUGGCUGCUGAAUACCGAAGGCAGCAGUUGGCUAAGAGACUCAUGAACCUUCUUGAAGAUAUCAGUGACAAAAUCGAUAAGGCGUACUUUGUGGAUCUUUUUGUGCGAGCAUCAAAUGCACCUGCUAUAAAGAUGUAUGAGAAGCUUGGGUAUGUAAUCUAUAGACGAGUUCUGCGUUAUUACUCAGGAGAGGAAGAUGGCUUAGACAUGAGGAAAGCCCUAUCAAGGGACACCGAAAAGAAGUCGAUUAUUCCUCUCAAACGGCCCGUUACUCCUGAUGAGUUGGAAUAUGAUUAGAGUCCAAACUGAAUGCGAAGAUGUUUCAUGUGAUUCUUGAGAUGGAACAGUAACACUUCACAUCAGUUGUUUACUUGUGUCAAAUGAGAGACAUGAAUAUAUAACUGAAAUCAUAAUGAUUUCUUUCUUCCAACUGGGUUUGAACUCCUGAACAGAGUCAGCCAGCAUAGUAACAUGAAAAGAAGUGCAGAGAAUCUUGGAACCCA